AUGAGUGUUCCAAAACUACAAUCAGAAACGUUUGGGACAGAAAGGAAAUCGGAAUUGGAGCCUCUGGACCCUUUAUUGGAGGUAAAUGAAAAUGUAGCGAGUGAGAUAUUAGAUGAACCAGAUAAAGAAGAAGAAUUCGAUGAAAUAUCUCCUAAAGUGUUUAGUUUGAAAGAUGUGAAUGAACCUUUAACAUUAGAAACGUUGAACAACACCAUCUAUGAGCUCGGUGUGAUAAACUUAUGCUGGCCGGAUAUAGUCGAACCAGUGUUCGAGACAAGAACUAAAUUUCCAGAAAGCUACUACACGAACAGUCCAAAAGAACGCUUACUACUUGCUUAUGCGGAAUGUUUUAGGCGACAGUUCUUAUUUCAUUACAAACCUCGAAAACCUUUGUUGCUACAAGCGCCAAACGAAUGUGGAUUGCAGAAAAUGGUGUGCACCACUAUACGUCCAACGAAGCUCUGCUAUUCUGACACGUCUACCUGGCAGGGGCUGGCUUCUUUAGUCGCAGAUUACUUUGAUUACGAAGCGCUUAGCAAGCCGAUGUUGCACCCGGAAAGAAUAAUGUCGCCGUACACAGUGAUCAUCAGACGCAGUGGGAACCCCUUCGAGCUAGCUCACGUGUUGGUGUCGUGGCUAAUAGGAGCUGGAUAUGACGCAUACGUGGUCGUCGGCUGUGCCACCAGAGAUACUUGCAUGGCUAUAAAGUACAGGAGCAUUUGUACUGACAUCCCUGAUGAGAGCGAGAAAAAAGAAGACAUUCCACCACCUGACGAAGAGCCCAGAUAUCGCCUGGUGCCCCUACCGGAUCUCACUUCUAAGUACUGCCGUGAUAUGGACAAAAAAGCCGAUGAUAAGAAACAAGCUGAACUGAACAAGAUCGAGAAAGAGCGACUUCGUAAAAUUGCUGAUCUAGAAAAAGCUCCGGCUGACGCUAUAAACGGGUGGCGAACCCACGCCUGGGUCCUCGUGCUGCCGGGAUACUUGGGGAUCGACGAACCUUUCUUCAUAGAGCCGAGCGAAGGCGAAGGUCAUCUCCUAGACUCAGAAAAAUACCAAUUCAUAGACAGCGUGUACAAUCACGAAAAUUACUAUGCAAACGUUCAAAGCACAGACAUCGGGUUGGACAGCCUGAAUUAUGAUCUGAGCGACCUAUCAGCGUGGGAGCAUCUUCUGGCCGGCGAGCCCCACCAUCGGAGGCAGAUGGUCGGCAUUGACAUCGCGGACAAGAAGACAGCUGUGCAAACAGAGAAGCAUCUGGAUAUGCCAGUCAGCUGGGUUGAGAAACUGGAGAUUAGUACUGAUGAGUACGGUCAAAGAUAUCCGGGCAGCCACAAAGUGAUACACUACAAGAAAGUUUUACUGGAUAAGUUCUCGCCCUACUCCGAGAGGGAUGGCGUCGUGAAGAGGAUCAGAACGUUUGACGACUACGCUUUGACCGUCCCGCUGAUCACGUACGAGUGGUACAAGCAUCGCGUCGACAAAAUGGAAACCGUUCGAAUAGAUCACACGAAGCGUGAGAUACGCGAGACGUUCGGUAUCGGGCGGAGGGAUCAUUUACUCAAGCACGUGUACUCCAUGGACGCGCUGGUCGGCUCUGUGGAGGCAGUCAGGACCAUGGAGUUCAAUUACUACGCCCGACUUGACCACCUCACGAGGCUGGUCUGCACUACCCUUACAUUCGAUGAAUAUUAUUCGAACAGAAGCGACAGAUUAGAAUCAAGAUUAGUAAUAUAUACAGAAGGAUCAAAAGAAACUAAACGUCAAAUAAAGGACGUAACUGAGACGUACAGCAGAAACCACGAGAUCCCAUCAAAGCAAGACGUCUGGAAGAAGAUCUUCCACCUCCAGGACAAUACUAUAGAACUGCUGUACCAAUACGCGUACAAUUACGUAACUAACAACACAAGGAGCUAUAUAAAACCUAACUUGGCUGAGACCGGCGGGAAAAUCUUGUUCUAUCCCGACAAACCUCCGGGUAUAUCGCCGACCCGAACGCUAAACAACCCCGCGACUUGGAAGUGUAUUACGCCCUCUGCGAAAACAUGGAGUGGGAGCACGCGACCACGAAGCAGAUACGCGACAGAGAGACCGACGUCAAUGGAUAUCUGCGGCAGAGACACAAGGAGCUCACCGAACCGAUGCUGGCCGUCGCACUCUUCGAUACCGAGAAGAACGAGGCCGCCAAGAAAGGCUGGAAGGAGCAGGAAGCAAAAAAAGCCGAAGUGA
This is a messenger RNA of Bombyx mandarina (wild silkworm), 2229 nucleotides long. It is a transcript of the gene lobo, whose product is annotated as coiled-coil domain-containing protein lost boys. Gene Ontology annotation, cellular component: motile cilium. Gene Ontology annotation, biological process: flagellated sperm motility. The record is from RefSeq and is a predicted model, not a curated record. Lineage: Eukaryota; Metazoa; Arthropoda; Insecta; Lepidoptera; Bombycidae.